UUGAUCCCCUGUUAUUCCCUAAUUCCAACACUCGAAUAGGAAAAUCCUCUUCUUUUUGAGUGUAUUCAAUUCUGACAGCAUGGAUACUCACAGAGGUUCCCCUCUUAGCUGGGCUUAUCUUUGUCAAGGAAGGACGGUGGAAGAGCUUAAGCAUUCUCUUUUGUACACUACUAUGGAGCUAGAAGAAACGAGAAUGGUAGUUCAGGAGGAGCUUAGAAAGAGAGAUGAUCAAUUAGUUGAACUCAAAGGGUUGAUAAGCAAGGCCAUGAAAGAGAGGGAUGAAGCUCACGAGAAAUGCCAAACACUUCUCCUCGACAAACUACUGCUUCACCAACAGAAAGUUGCUGCUGGUGCUGCUCCUCUGUCUGGAGUUUCCAGCAUCGAAGACGAACCCAGGAGAGGGAUCGAGUCCAACAAUGGCUUCUCAUCAUCCGAUUGUGAGGAAAGCAUUGUUUCAUCCCCUCUUGUCGACCAGCCGCAAGCUGCCAUAGAGCUAGUAGUGCCUAAAAAGCCAUUGCCUGAAAAGGGAAAGCUUUUACAGGCAGUGAUGAAAGCUGGUCCACUUUUGCAAACCCUUCUUCUAGCUGGACCAUUGCCUCAAUGGAGACACCCACCACCACCACUUGACUCCUUCGAGAUCCCACCUGUCACCAUCCCUUCACCACCACAACGCCUCCACCAAGACUCCUCCAUCAGCACUAAAGGUUACAACAACUGUGCUAAAGUUGACAGAAAAAAGGAGUCUCUUUGUUGAUGGCUCUGAUUCUCCUACAGAGACCAAGUACCAGAGAUUAGUCCUCCAAUGACUGCUAAAUGCUAAAACAAACAAAAUAAUAAUAUCAUAUAAAGUAUUUUACCAUGCUUAAAACUUAUUGUCAGGGUACGGUUACUGAUCUAGCAUUUCAGUGCGAAGGUUCGCCUUAGAGAAGCAACCAUUCAAUUUCCUAAUCACCCAUUGGAGAGAUUUACAGAGAGAUCUCAUGUGAUUGGCAUUUUGCCCAUGAUUUUCGGUGAAGAUAUUUGUCCUUAUGCACUCCCAUUUUCCCUUCAUAUUUUUGUAUUUGCUCCAUGAUGUGAAAGGGGGGCUUGAUUUUUCUCCAAGACUGCUGUGGAAUGUAAAAAUUACUAGUA
Hibiscus syriacus is the source of this 1131-nucleotide messenger RNA. RefSeq lists its product as uncharacterized. The transcript is spliced from 2 exons. The record is from RefSeq and is a predicted model, not a curated record. Lineage: Eukaryota; Viridiplantae; Streptophyta; Magnoliopsida; Malvales; Malvaceae. Bases 80 to 754 code for a protein of 224 amino acids.